CCGCCGAGGGGCGUCCGGUUACAUCCCCGCCUCCCUCCGCCGGGGCCGCCGAGCGCGGGCGUGCGGGACCUCAGUUCGGGACCAUGCUGGCCGCGAGUAGCCGGAGCGGGGCCGCGUGGACCCGGGCGCUGCUGCUGCAGCUGCUGCUGGCGGGGUCCGGGGGCUGCCUGAGCCGCCAGGAGCUCUUUCCCUUCGGCCCGGGACAGGGGGACCUGGAGCUGGAGGCCGGGGACGACCAGGUGUCCUCCGCCCUGGAGCUGAGCGGGGCGCUCCACUUCUACGACGAAUCGGACAUCACCUCGAUCUAUGUCACUACAAAUGGCAUCAUUGCCAUGAGCAAACCUCCAGCCAAGGAGUCCCAUCCCGGCCUCUUCCCACCCACCUUUGGCGCCAUCGCACCUUUCCUGGCGGACUUGGACACGACAGAUGGCCUCGGGAGCGUGCACUAUCGAGAAGACCUGUCCCCCUCCAUCACUCGGCUGGCAGCAGAGUGUGUCCAGAGGGGGUUCCCAGAAGUCUCUUUCCAGCCCAGUAGCGUGGUGGUUGUCACUUGGGAAUCCGUGGCCCCCUACCAAGGGCCCAGCAGGAACCCUGCCCAGGAAGGCAAGAGAAACACAUUCCAGGCUGUGCUGGCCUCCUCCAACGCGAGCUCCUAUGCCAUUUUCCUGUACCCCGAAGACGGCCUGCAGUUCUCCACGACAUUCUCCAAGAAGGACGAGAACCAAGUGCCCGCCAUGGUCGCGUUCAGUAAAGGUUUAGUGGGAUUCAUUUGGAAGAGCGAUGGACCAUAUAACAUAUUUGCCAACGACAGAGAGUCGAUCGAAAACCUAGCCAAGAGCAGCAACUCGGGGCACCAGGGUGUGUGGGUGUUUGAGAUCGGGAGUCCAGCCACGGCCAGCGGUGUGGUGUCUGCAGACGUGAACCCCGGACCCGAUGACGAAGCAGAGUACGCUGAGGAGGAUGAAGAUUACGAUGUGGUGACCCCUUACCUGGCCCCAGAGGAUGUGAGCACAUUGUCCUUCCCCGACAAGGCUCCACGAAGGGGAGACACCGGCACAUACAAUGUGCCUGGUGUCCUCUCCCCCGGCCACGAGGCUACUGAGAGGCCCCGUGGGCACCCCACGGAGAGGACCAGGUCUUUCCAGUUGCCAGUGGAGGGGUUCCCCCAGCAGCACCCCCAGGUCAUCGAUGUGGAUGAAGUUGAAGAAACAGGAGUUGUGUUCAGUUACAACACGGAUUCCCGGCAGACCUGUGCCAAGAACCGGCACCAGUGCUCGGUGCACGCCGAGUGCAGGGACCACGCCACCGGCUUCUGCUGCAGCUGCGUGGCCGGCUACACGGGCAACGGCAGGCAGUGCGUGGCAGAAGGCUCCCCGCAGCGUGUCAAUGGCAAGGUGAAGGGCAGGAUCUUCGUGGGAAGCAGCCAGGUGCCCGUGGUCUUUGAGAACACCGACCUGCACUCGUACGUGGUGAUGAACCAUGGCCGCUCCUACACGGCCAUCAGCACCAUCCCCGAGACCCUGGGGUACUCCCUGCUUCUGGCGCCCAUCGGAGGCAUCAUUGGGUGGAUGUUCGCAGUGGAGCAGGACGGAUUCAAGAAUGGGUUCAGCAUGACUGGGGGUGAGUUCAACCGGCAGGCUGAGGUGACCUUCGUGGGGCACCCAGGCAAGCUGGUCAUUAAACAGCAGUUCAGUGGCAUUGAUGAACACGGGCACCUGACCAUCAGCACAGAGCUGGAGGGCCGUGUGCCACUCAUCCCGUACGGCUCCUCGGUGCACAUCGAGCCCUACACAGAGCUCUACCACUACUCCAGCUCGGUGAUCACUUCCUCCUCCACCCGGGAGUACACGGUGACCGAGCCCGGGCAGGACGGGGCAGCACCUUCACGCACCCACACUUACCAGUGGCGCCAGACCGUCACCUUCCAGGAGUGUGUCCACGAUGACUCCCGGCCGGCCCUGCCCAGCACCCAGCAGCUCUCGGUGGACAGUGUGUUCGUUCUGUACAACCAGGAGGAAAGGGUCCUGCGCUACGCUCUCAGCAACUCCAUCGGGCCUGUGAGAGAGGGCUCCCCAGACGCACUUCAGAAUCCUUGCUACAUCGGCACUCAUGGAUGUGACACCAACGCGGCCUGCCGCCCCGGCCCUGGGACUCAGUUCAUCUGCGAGUGCUCCAUUGGCUUCCAGGGAGACGGGAGGACCUGCCACGAUAUCGAUGAAUGCUCAGAACAGCCCUCUGUGUGCGGGAGCCACGCAAUCUGCAACAAUCACCCAGGAACCUUCCGAUGCGAGUGCGUGGAGGGCUACCGCUUUUCGGACGAGGGGACCUGCGUGGCUGUCAUGGACCAGCGGCCCAUCAAUUACUGCACAACUGGCCUCCACGAGUGUGACAUCCCCCAGCGCGCCCAGUGUGUCUACACGGGAGGUUCCUCCUACACCUGCUCCUGUCUGCCCGGCUUCUCUGGGGACGGCCGAGCCUGCCAAGAUGUGGAUGAGUGUCAGCCCAGCCGAUGUCACCCCGAUGCCUUCUGCUACAACACUCCAGGCUCCUUCACGUGCCAGUGCAAACCUGGCUAUCAGGGAGAUGGUUUCCGAUGCGUGCCUGGAGAGGUGGAGAAAACCCGGUGCCAGCAGGAGCGUGAGCACAUCCUUGGAUCGGUGGGGGUGGCCGACGGGCAGCAGCCCAGGCUGCUGGGGCUGUUUGUCCCCCAGUGUGAUGAACAUGGACACUACACGCCCCUCCAAUGCCACAGCAGCACCGGCUACUGCUGGUGUGUGGACCGCGAUGGCCGUGAGCUGGAGGGCACCAGGACCAGGCCCGGGAUGAGGCCCCCUUGUCUGAGUACAGUGGCCCCCCCUAUUCACCAGGGACCUGCAGUGCCUACUGCUGUGAUCCCUCUGCCCCCGGGGACCCACUUACUCUUUGCCCAGACUGGGAAGAUUGAGCGUCUGCCCCUGGAGGGGAACAGCAUGAAGAAGGCGGAGGCCAAGGCGCUGCUGCAUGUCCCGGCGAAAGUCAUCAUUGGACUGGCCUUUGACUGUGUGGACAAGGUGGUUUACUGGACGGACAUCAGCGAACCUUCCAUUGGGAGAGCCAGCCUGCAUGGAGGAGAGCCAACCACCAUCAUUCGACAAGACCUCGGGAGCCCAGAAGGCAUUGCCCUUGACCACCUCGGCCGCAACAUCUUCUGGACGGAUUCACACCUGGAUCGGAUCGAAGUAGCAAAGCUGGAUGGCACACAGCGCCGGGUGCUGUUUGAGACGGAUUUGGUGAAUCCCAGAGGCAUUGUCACUGACUCCGUGAGAGGGAACCUUUAUUGGACAGAUUGGAACAGAGAUAACCCCAAAAUUGAAACUUCCUACAUGGAUGGCACCAACCGAAGGAUUCUUGCACAGGACAACCUGGGCCUGCCCAAUGGCCUGACCUUUGAUGCGUUCUCGUCCCAGCUCUGCUGGGUGGAUGCAGGCACCCAUCGGGCGGAAUGCCUGAACCCGGGUCAGCCCAGCAGUCGAAAGGUUCUUGAAGGACUCCAGUAUCCUUUUGCUGUGACAAGCUAUGGGAGGAAUCUGUACUACACAGACUGGAAGAUGAAUUCUGUGAUUGCUGCUGACCUUGCCAUUCCCAAGGAGACGGAUACCUUCCAUCCCCACAAGCAGACCCGGCUGUAUGGCAUCACCACGGCCCUGUCGCAGUGUCCCCAAGGCCACAACUACUGCUCAGUGAACAAUGGUGGCUGUACCCACCUCUGCUUGGCGACCCCAGGGAGCAGGACCUGCCGCUGCCCUGACAACACCCUAGGAGUUGACUGCAUGGAGCGGAAAUGAAGACUAGAGAGCCUUGUUUCCUCGCCAAGUAUUUCACAGUAAUGCUGUGCUUGAAACUGCUUGGUCCGGACUGAAAACUGUCCUGAAGCUGAGUGACCACUAGGCCCAGGUCCAGCCCUGCCUGGGCCCAAACAACUUUCCCCUCCUUUUCCCCUAAGAUAUACAUCCUCACCUCUGUAAUGGGAAAGUCUCUACCACUACCUGAGGACAGGGCUACCCACCCUGGCCCCAAUCAUCAGACACACUUAGUCUGGGGUAGGAAUUAUGUGCUCCAUCCCAGCAUCCCAGGACCUUUUCCCAAUCCUAGCCCCCCGGGGUGGGGUGAGCAGACCUUCCACGGGCCUGAGUGGCUCCAUCCCUGUGGCCUUACAAGCUCAGCCUUUACCGAAGUACUCGCCAGCCUGCCAGCUCCUCAGCACCCCAGCCAGGGCCUGGCUGGGCAUGGUUGCAAGUGAAGGAGAAAAUUGCCCUCCCAUGCCUUUUCUCCUGGUGCUCUGACUUCCCUGUAUGCUCCCAGCUCCUUUCUACCUUGGUCCUGCUAAACUCAGUCCUUUGACCAAAACCCACCUUGAUGGAGGGACGUGGAUUUCCCCUCAGAUAACAUCCUGGCAUUUCAGCAGUGGCCUUUGGUUGUCAAAGGUGCCCUGUAGUAGGAAUUUUAAGAUGUAGAGUAAGGUAUUCAAGAGUAGGGGAUUAUUUUGAUGUGCCUUAAGUUAUACCAAAAUUACCAAAUUAUUCCUGUUUGCCCAAAGCACCUGCAUUUCAGCAUCCGCUGUCUAGUCCUGUCCUUCAUCCACUGUUAGUUCCAGUGUUCAGCAUCCUCCUGGAGACCGUGUGAGACCCAGGCCUACGGCUGGCCCAGGUGAUGGCCCCACCAUGUCUUGUCACCUCUGACCUCUACUCCUGAGAACCAGUUUACUCUCAGCCAUGAACUUGCUGCUUUGUGGCUCCCUUUAGCUGUGGCUCUUGCUGGCUGUAUUCUCCUCCAAAGACAAUCUAGGAAUGUCUGAAUGUUUCCACAAAUGGCCUGACCUUUGAAACUGCUCAUUGCUCUCACUCAAGGGACCAUAGUGGUAUUUCAUGUUGAUAAUUCUUUCUAGAAUUCAUUUAAAAAACAUCCCCUGACCACAGAGUACCUAGUGUUAUCUUUUUCUUAACUGCUUUCUGGGUCCCUAAAAGAAUAGAAACUUUGGGCUGAAAGUUGAGCUUGGCAAGUUUGAGUCAGUGAAACAGGAGGAGAAGGGAGUGGAGAAAGGCUGGGAAGAGAUUGGUGGACAGCACGAAUAGAAAGCCCAAGAAGAGAGACAGGAGAGGAUGUAAGCAAAAACCUUUAAAUAACUCCUGAAAGAAACUAGUGCUUUUUGCCAAAGAAAGCUUAUCCUGGAGGACCUGGAUGAAUUUACCUUAUAUUCUCUGUGGGGAAGAGAGCCCCCUUUUCUUCUAGCCCCAACACACUCAGUCUCCUACCCCAGCCCCUUCUGCCUCUCCUCACCUGCUUCCUUUUGUCCUGAGAGCCUGAACUGGGAGGGAGGUUUCCUUAAAUGAUUUGAGGCGUCACUAGAUUUGGGGAGCACGUGGUCUUACAUGCAGCUCACCCCACAAAUUAAUCUCACUUUGUGUUUGCAUUUAUUGUUCCAUAUCUAGCCCUGUAUAUCAGGCGUUCAUCAUGAUGUAUAAUUUCUAUAACUAUUUCAUUCAUUUUACUAGACUCACUCUAAAAUAUUUUACAUGGUAAAUCCUCAAACUGUGGAAACCACUGAAGGUGCUUAUUAACUGUCCCCAGAUUUAUAUGAGUACUGAAUGAUUCCUUGAGUUUACACCUGUACAGAUAUUAGUGGAGAAAAUAAAAAAUGUUUUUGUUAAAAAGAAAAUCUUCCUCUAUCUUUUCGGAAUGACAAGAUUGUAUGUACACUUCUUUUUUUCCCUUUGGCAGGACUAGGGUUUGAAUUUAGGGCCUGGCACUUCCUAGGCAGGCACUCUAAUACUUGAACCAGACCCACAGCCCUGCACUUCAGCCAGGUGAGUUACAUGGCAUAUGGAUUGUAUCUUAAUAAAGCUGUUUUUUUUU
Molecule: messenger RNA, 5892 nt
Organism: Castor canadensis (American beaver)
Lineage: Eukaryota; Metazoa; Chordata; Mammalia; Rodentia; Castoridae
Gene: Nid1
Product: nidogen 1
Biological process (GO): canonical Wnt signaling pathway; cell-matrix adhesion
Cellular component (GO): plasma membrane
Molecular function (GO): Wnt receptor activity; Wnt-protein binding; calcium ion binding
Source: RefSeq, a predicted model, not a curated record